Pseudozyma hubeiensis SY62 is the source of this 1566-nucleotide messenger RNA. RefSeq lists its product as hypothetical. The transcript has a single exon. The coding region runs from base 1 to 1566 and encodes 521 amino acids. The record is from RefSeq and is a predicted model, not a curated record. Lineage: Eukaryota; Fungi; Basidiomycota; Ustilaginomycetes; Ustilaginales; Ustilaginaceae.
AUGCCGGUCCACUUUUUUGCAUCAACUGUAUCCUCCACCAUUCCAAGCGAAUACUGGGCCACCAUCGCAGCAACCUGUGUAGCCAUUUCAUUCCUCAAAACCUGGUCAAAAGGUGCAAAACUUCUCGAUCCACCACCUCCUCCUCCGGCGACCUCCUCCUCCUCCUCCUCCCCCACACCACCACCGCCCUCCGACAAGCUGUUCACCGACCUUCACGGACGAGUCGUCCUCGUUGCCACCGGAGCAUUUACCCCACUCGGCGUCGUAACCCUGUCAUCCCUCGCCCACCGCGGUGCACAGAUCAUCGCCCUCACACCCGACAUCUCCGACCCGUCCGUGAUCCAGCUCGUGCAUCUCAUUCGAGACUCUACCCAGUCCGAGCUCAUCUAUGCGGAACAGUGCGACGUGGCGAGUCUUGAGAGCAUCUCUGCUUUCGCAGCGCUAUGGAACAGCGGCGACAAGAAACAGCAAGAAGGUGUCAGACGCUUGGACGGCGUUCUGUUCUUGCCGCCUGGUCGAGACGACUUGGGUACAGUGCAGGGCUCGCAUCCAGCUAGAGCGGAUAGAGUGUAUCAGCUGCACGUGCUUGCAAAGUUUCACCUUAUCAACUCGUUGCUGAGCGGGUUGCUGGUACAACCGCCAGAGAGAGAGGUUAGGAUCGUGUCGGCCAUGUCUCCUUUCUACGCCGCUGGUGUAGGACACUUCGACGUUCUCUCCUCGACAUCGCAGCCAUCUCCGGAUCGAGAGGGCGGAAAGAAGAAGGCAAAACAGGAAGAGAAGUCGCCUCAAACGCAGCUGCAAAAGCUCUCCGAGUCGAGCUAUUCAGCUCUGAUCGGUGCUGCAUCCUUGCGAUGGUACGCACUAACUGUGGAGCUUCAACGUCGACUAGACUUGCUUGCCGAAGCGGAUCCUCGCCCGCGCACAAAGCUACCCGGCAUCGACCUCAACCCCAACUCCGUUGCAACUCGUUUCACCACCAACGGUGCAUCUUCCACAGCGAUCCAAGACGAAGCAGCUUCACGGAUGAAACGUCACUCCAACAUAUCCGUGAUCAAUGUCUGUCCCGGCUUCGAACGCUCCACCGACAUCAUCGACACCUUCCUCCCACCACCAUCCCACCCUACCAGCCCCAACCCCAUCCAAUCCACCAUCCACCUCAUCCGCAGUAUCCUUCGCUACAUCCUACUCCUGCUCAUCUGGCCUUUCGUCUGGCUGCUCGCCAAAUCGCCCGCCACCGCAGCGGACAGCCUCGUCUGGGCAACCACGCGAUCCCUCGAACCCCUCUCGGAACGAUACCAUCGCAUCAUCUCCCUCCUCACAAAAUCAAAUACAGGUUCGGGGGACCAAAUCAGAAGGUGGCAGGACAACCUCAUCCCCGGAGAAAUGUAUCGUGAAGGUCGAAUCGUCCGUCCUCAACUACCCCACAGAUUCGGAUCAACUAGACCAGCAGACACCAACGACACCAAAGUCACCGACGCUUGGUCAGACUUGUGGAAGCACGAGGAGCAAGAGGUCGAGAGGCGCAUCAAGGCUCUCGGUGGUCAGAUCAAGCGACCUCAAGUAUAG